AUGCACAAUGACAACGUGAGUCAUUUCUAUGUUCAUAGCUUCUUCAUGCACAAUGACAACGUGAGUCAUUUCUCUGUUUAUACCUUCUUCGUGCAGAGUAGCCAUGUGAGUCAUUUCUGUGUUCAUAGCUUCUUCAUGCACAGUGACAACGUGAGUCAUUUCUGUGUUAAUAGCUUCUUCAUGCACAGUGACAACAGUAACAACGUGAGUCAUUUCUGUGUUCAUAGCUUCUUCAUGCACAGUGACAACGUGAGUCAUUUCUGUGUUCAUAGUUUCUUCAUGCAGAGUAGCCAUGUGAGUCAUUUCUGUGUUCAUAGCUUCUUCAUGCACAAUGACAACGUGAGUCAUUUCUGUGUUUAUAGCUUCUUCAUGCAGAGUAGCCAUGUGAGUCAUUUCUGUGUUCAUAGUUUCUUCAUGCACAAUGACAACGUGAGUCAUUUCUGUGUUCAUAGCUUCUUCAUGCACAAUGACAACGUGAGUCAUUCCUAUGUUCAUAGCUUCUUCAUGCAGAGUAACAAUGUGAGUAAUUUCUGUGUUCAUAGCCUCUUCGUGCACAGUGACAACGUGAGUCAUUUCUAUGUUUAUAGCUUCUUCGUGCAGAGUACAAUGUGUCAUUUCGGUGUUCAUAGCUUCUUCAUGCACAGUGACAACGUGAGUCAUUUAUAUGUUCAUAGUUUCUUCAUGCACAGUGACAAUGUGAGUCAUUUCUGUGUUCAUAGCUUCUUCAUGCACAGUGACAUCGUGAGUCAUUUCUGUGUUCAUAGCUUCUUCAUGCACAAUGACAACGUGAGUAAUUUCUAUGUUCAUAGUUUCUUCAUGCACAGUGACAUCGUGAGUCAUUUCUAUGUUCAUAGCUUCUUCAUGCACAAUGACAACGUGAGUCAUUUAUAUGUUCAUAGUUUCUUCAUGCACAGUGACAUCGUGAGUCAUUUCUGUGUUCAUAGCUUCUUCAUGCACAAUGACAACGUGAGUCAUUUCUAUGUUCAUAGCUUCUUCAUGCACAAUGACAACGUGAGUCAUUUCUGUGUUCAUAGCUUCUUCAUGCACAAUGACAACGUGAGUCAUUUCUGUGUUUAA
This is a messenger RNA of Haliotis rufescens (red abalone), 1077 nucleotides long. RefSeq lists its product as uncharacterized. Bases 1 to 1077 code for a protein of 358 amino acids. The record is from RefSeq and is a predicted model, not a curated record. Lineage: Eukaryota; Metazoa; Mollusca; Gastropoda; Lepetellida; Haliotidae. The transcript is spliced from 2 exons.